AUGGCCACGGCACUGAUAACCCCAUAUGUGCAGCCCAGCGGGUGUAUUUCGGCCUUCGAGCUCACUACCAUCACGACUAGCUUCGAAAGCACGCUCACAACAAUCACUGUCCUCGCAUCUGAUGCCGCAGCCCCAGACUUCUCGGUCUGUCAGCCGUCAUUAUGGGAUAGUGGGAGCACGACGGAUCUUUUUACCUUCAGUCCAGCCGUCUGCCCCCAGGACUGGACGUAUUACGAAAUGUCAUCGACCAAGCAGUACUCAGCUGCGUACUGCUGUGCUAGUGGUUUUGAAUUUCGAGCACCGGGGUAUGCUCUGCCUACGCCUGUGCUGAGCCCGGCAUGUGCGCGUACAAUCACAUCCGGCGACACCACCAUCACCGCGCCGCUGGCGUCUCACACAAAUACAAUGGGCACCUUCACCGAGGGGAUGAUAGUGCAUCGUGCAUGGCACGUCUCGUGGGCCGAAUCCGAUUUAGCGAGUAUGUCCCCAUCUCUCCCACCGCUGACCUCAGGGAAAUACCUGGCUACCUGGGAGCCGGGACAAAUCAUCACGGAUGGGGCAUAUGACCACCACAACGGCGACAAUAGCGGGGUGCGUGGGUGGCGUUCUGUGCUAUACUUUGCUGCUAUUGGAGUACCUCUUAUUUUUCUCGCUUUCAUCACAUGUGGGGGGUGGCUUUUGUGUCGUAAGCGGAUAAAGCGCCGUGCUCAGCAGGUUCCAGUCAAUAUGGAGCUUCGGGCUAAGUGA
Penicillium atrosanguineum is the source of this 747-nucleotide messenger RNA. RefSeq lists its product as uncharacterized. NCBI's taxonomy places the organism in Eukaryota, Fungi, Ascomycota, Eurotiomycetes, Eurotiales, Aspergillaceae. Bases 1 to 747 code for a protein of 248 amino acids. The transcript has 2 exons. The record is from RefSeq and is a predicted model, not a curated record.